Sarcophilus harrisii (Tasmanian devil) is the source of this 6250-nucleotide messenger RNA. It is a transcript of the gene PNRC1, whose product is annotated as proline rich nuclear receptor coactivator 1. Gene Ontology annotation, biological process: nuclear-transcribed mRNA catabolic process, nonsense-mediated decay. Lineage: Eukaryota; Metazoa; Chordata; Mammalia; Dasyuromorphia; Dasyuridae. Gene Ontology annotation, cellular component: nucleus; P-body. The coding region runs from base 563 to 1552 and encodes 329 amino acids. The transcript is spliced from 2 exons. The record is from RefSeq and is a predicted model, not a curated record.
UCCCACUUUUCUUUAUCUUGCCCCAAACCAAGCGUGGGGUCUCCACAUACAGGGUCAAUCAGCUGCGCUAAAGCAGGACAAGGAAGGUUGGAAGCUGACGUGGAACUUCAUUGUUCCGGGGAGCGGAGGGAGGCCAGCCGAGGCGCCUGCGCAGUGGGUGCUCUUUGUGCUAGGCUGCAGCAGGGCGGCUGUUGUUUGUGUCUCUUCCUGAAGGGGCGGAGGAGUGGCGGGAGGCAGGAGGCGGCGAGGCGGGAGGGGGCGUGGCCCCAUCCGCCGAGUUCGGUUUGGCUGUCUGGCUCCGAGAGGGCGGACGCGGGGCGGGGUUUCCGAUAACAACACUCCGGGCUGAAGUCGGGGCUAUUUGUUGCUGCGCCGCCGUUGCCGCCGCCACCGCCGCCCCCCGAAAGUCUGUCCCUUCCCCAGCAAUGCUCCGCACUCUUCCCGCACUCUCGUAGCCAUCACUAGAGCAGCAGCUGCCUCCUGUUAUCCCGCGACCGCUCUCUUCUGCCUUUCCCUCCUACUUUUUUCUCCAUCGCCUAACCGUUCUCCACCUGCCAGCUCCAUGACGGUCGCCUCCGUCCCGCAGCGGGAGCCGCUUAUCCUGGGCUGCCGCCUGGCCCCGCUGGGCUUCGCCCCCCGGGCUUACUUCGGACACUUCCCCAUGAUGACCGCGGUCCCGCCGCCUCCAUUCCCCCGGCUCCCGGAUCCUCGGACUCUGCCCCCCAACCUCCUCCUCCACUUUCUAGGUGACAGUCGCUGCCGGACCCCACAGCCGCCCACUCCGGCGCCCCCGCCGCCGCCUCCGGCACCCCCGGGCACCUGCAACCCCCGGGCAGCCCCUAAGAAGCGAAGAAAGAAGAAGGUCCGGCCCAGCCCGGCGGGACAGCUCCCCAGCCGCUAUCAUCAGUACCAGCAGCACCGGCCGAGUCUCGAAGGGGGGGGCAGCCCGAGUAGAGCCCAGGGGUCCCCAAUCCCUGCGCCUGCCGCUGCCGCACCCCAGGGCCCCUCUCCUGGAGCCCGGGCUGAGGAGCCGAGCUCUGCUGCCACCCCGGGGAGUCUCAUGUCCGGCAGUGCUGCGGCCAGCCCCGCGCAACCGACCAGAAAGGAAGUUUUUAAAUCAAAGAUGGGAAAGUCUGAGAAGAUUAUCAUUCCCCCUGGCCAACUUGUUCACAGUAUACAUUUGUGUGAACAACCAAAGAUUAACAGACAGAAAAGCAAAUGUAAUAUACCACUAACCAAGAUCAGCUCUGCAAAAAGAAAUGAAAAUAACUUUUGGCAGGAUUCUGUAGCAUCGGAAACCAUUCAGAAGCAGGAGAAAAAGCCUUUUAAAAAUACUGAGAACAUCAAAAACAUGAAUCUGAAGAAAUCAGCUUUUCAAACUGAAGUGAGCCAAAAGGAAAAUUAUGCUGGGGCAAAGUUUAGUGAUCCACCUUCUCCUAGCGUCCUUCCAAAACCUCCAAGUCAUUGGAUGGGGAGCACUUUUGAAAAUUCCAGCCAAAAUAGGGAGCUGAUGGCAGUUCAUUUGAAAACUCUCUUAAAAGUUCAAGCUUAGUCUCCAGAUUCAAACUAUGUACAAAAACAAAACAAAACAUAAGUUUUUCAAGGUUCUGGAUACUUUAAAAAAAAAUCAGUUCAGAAAUUGAUAUUUGCCUUGUGACCAGAAGUGCAAAAGACAGUUUUAAAAAUGUCAUUCAAACUUGUAUUUUAUAUUUUGUAAAUACUGUAUACCAUGUAAUAUGUGUAUAUUGUUCAUAUCCUGAGAGGUACAUUAUAGUUUUGUUAUGAAAGUAUUUUGCACUGCCUUAAAUGGUAGGUGUUUUGUAUAUAUAAAAUGGAAAAGUUUAAUGUGUGCUAAGGCACAUGGAUGACUGAUGCAUUUGCACAAGGUAUUCUGAGAACUUUUCAAGGAGAAACAGUUAUCUCAUUUCAAAGUGAAGAUCUAAAUGUGAACAAUUUACUAAAUGCACUACUGAAAUUUUAACUCUGUGGCACAAUCAUUGUAAACAUGAGGUUUAUGUGUUGCUCUAAAAUAGAUUUCCGCUUUCUGAUCACAAAUAUUGGUAAAACUAUUGUUUCCAAUUUUACCAAGGUUAACUUUGUGUUUGGUCAAGAUCCAGUUAUUUUAAAGCAUUUCUAACUUGCUUUAAUGCCAGAAAAAUUGGUUGUAUUCAAAUUUUAAAAUAAUAAUUUGGCCUCCCCUUUAAACAAGUCUUGUGUCUUUCUGUUUGAAUGCUUUCUGUCCUUGAAUGUGUGGGUCUGGUUUGGGAGGGUAGGGGUAAGAGAAGGGGGGAGGGAAGGAGGACAAAAAAUGUGGGUGGGGUUGGAUUGUUUUCAAACUAGACUAUUUAAUUUUGGCUGGGUCUUUGUAUUUGAAUUAGCAAUUUAUAGUUGAAACAUGCAAGUGACAUGAUCUUUUUCUAUCUGCUCUGAAAGUUUUGGGGGGUUGGGAUAAGGUAGAGAAAGGAUCUGGAUUUCGGGUAAAAGGUAUGAGUAGAGGGCAAUUGAUUUGGGAAACUACAUAUUUCUUAGGAAGUAACCCUGCAUAGAAUUCUACAUCAGUCCAAAGACCACAUCAGUUAAAAAAAUCUGAAACUAAUUGAUAAAGGAGGACUUAAUCUCCCUGUAAUUUACAACCACAGCUAACAAGGUAAAGAUAAAACAGACUAGGGUAGUAUCUUAUGUACAUAUUAACAUGGCCAUUAACAUAUGUUUUAAAAUGUUCCACACUUUAGAGUGGUGAAAAUAUAUAGUACAUUUAUUUGUACUUGUAAAAAUUUAUUUCUAAGAGGAUAUGAUUCUUUAAAAAUACUGUUAUUUUUAAAAUAUAUUGAUGAAUGCUAAAAAGGCAUUUAUUAUAAAAGAUUUUGAACAAGGAUAGCAGUAUAUAUAACUGGAUUUAGAAAAUAAGGCUUAAUUUUUUUCCAAAAAUAGUUUGGUUUGAUCACAAUUCCUGAACAUUCUAUAGCACUUUGUAUAGGUUCUUAUUCACAAAGACUGACCCUUUGAGUCUUAAUAUUAGAAAUCUUAAACCUGCUUGUGACUGAAAAUUACAUCCUUGUUCCCAUUUAUAGAUUGAGAAACUCAUUGAAACCAGGAAACUGGGCUUUUCCCAAGGAUUCUACUAAUUCUUUUGAGUAUGUCACAGUUCUCUCCUGAUCCUGAAAUAGUGGUAUUAUAUUAAAGAACAGUGUUUAAUCCUUUAAAAGCAGUAAUUGAGGGCCUUUUUUUUCCUAAGGAGAAAAAUUUAUUUGCAGGCUAAAAAUUUUAAAACCUAAUGUAUGGUAAAUUCAGAAUUUAAGUACACAAUGCCUUGAAAUUCAUUAUUUCCACUCUUUCCUAUGAUAUAAAUUAGAUUUUGUUUCACUUAACUGAGACUAUGUUUGCAUAUGUCUUCCAGGCUUAGGCUAGUGAUAAAGGAGUAAGAUGAUGGAGAUUGAGAAAAGGACUGAAAGAUGACCUUGGUCACUAAAGUAAACUCAAAAUCUUAAGUAGAAGGAAAUUAGAGUUAUAUAUUCUUAUCAAUAUGAAUUUUUAAAAAAGUAGUAUAGUUUUGUAUAUACUUAGGAUGACUUAAAUGCAGCAUGUCAUAUACAUAGCUACCAUUAAUAACCACUUUUUAGUAAACUAGAGCUGCUUUAAUUGAGUUCACAUUUGCCUUGGCUUAAAUGAUCUAUAUUAACUUUUUCUACAUAGAUCCUAUUCAAGUACCUUGUUGUAAUGUAAAGCGUGGUUACUUAAUUAUCACUAAUAAUAGAAUAUUUACUAGGAAACCAAAGCAAUUUUAUUCACUUAUCAAUUAAGCAUAUAAAGUUUCUAUUUUUCAAGUAAGGAAACUCAGCUGAAAAUAGAGCACUAAGAUCUAAGGUACAAGUUUCAGGUUAUGCUUAAUUAGACCUCAGUACUUCUUUAAAGAGGGUCCAAGUGAUAUGUUAAGUCAAAAUAAAGAAUACUUUUUUUUUUUAAAUUGAACUAUUGAUUCUGAUACAUAAUCUUAGUAUGUCAUUCAAGAUUUUGAAACACAGCUAUUAAGAUUUUUUAGAAAUACAAGUGCAUUCUGUAGUUUUCCUUAGAGCAUAAAAAUUAUCUAAGAAUACUUUAAUCUGAAUUAGGGUUGUAUCCUAUCCACUUGCCCCAAAUCUGGUUCAUAUAAAAAUGUAUCCAAGAAAUGGCAUUUUUCAUGUAUCUUGUAUAAUAACAAUAUUUUGCUGCCAUUUAGGCCUCACAAAUAUUUGCUGCCAUUAAGCCAAUAUGGUACUCCCAGUAUUCUUAAAACAAGUACAUGAAAGCCCACUCGGAGAGAUUAUAUAGUCUAACCUUGUAAUUUUAUAUGCCAGAAAAACACUCAAAAAAGGCAGUUCCUUGCUGAAGGUCACAUAGCUAAGCAACACAGUAGGAAUUUGAACUUAAGGUCCUGAACCCCCCAAAAACAUUGCUCUUUCUUGAACAUGAAACUUUAUAGCUCAUAAUAUGCUUUGUUUGUCUUCACUAAAUUUUGAAAAUGGAAGAGAGGGAAAAAUAGUAAAGACAUUCAAGUUAUUCUGAUGGAAGGGUCAAAGGACCAGGGCAAGGGAGAGACAGCAAAAGGUUUUAAAUUUAAGGAGAAUAAUUUUUGUUACAGGUAUCCUAUAUAUAAUUUGGUCAUUAAUAGGUUAUAAGAUUUCAUUUGCGUUUGCAUGUGUUUCAAUCUUCACCAUACAAAGCUAGCUUUUGAUUCUUUUGAGGCUCCCUUUACAAAUAUUUAUGCUAUAGGGGUAUUAGAAAACUUUAAGUCUCCAAUUCUUGAAUAUGCCAUAGAAUAGCUAUUUGAAUUUGAACAAUUCAAUCUCCUCAUCUCUUUAAUGUAGAUCGGACUACUGAUUUUCAGGUUUAAAACUGUAAUUCUACAUUUGUUCAAAAGUUAAAUAUAUAUUAAAUACUACACUCAAAAAUUGUUCUCCACAAACUAAAAAUUUCAACAAAACAUCCCAAAAGAAGAAAGCACUUUGAUUCAAGAUUUUUGCAUUGUGGUGUGAAUGACCAUCACAAAAGGGACAGUUGGAAGAAAUCUCAGACACUAUCAAAUUCUACCUUUACCUGACUUGUACAAUCUCCCAGGAGCAAUGUAUGGGACAACCUACUGCUUGAUUAGUGCAGUCCAUUCAAUUUUUGGACCAUGCUAAUGGUUAGAAACUUUUUCCUUAUAUAGAGCUCAGAUUUGCUCCACUGCAUUUUCUAGACUCUAGCAUAGAAAAUCAGUAGUCCGAUCUAGCAUAGACUCUACAGGACAGGUACUUGUUAAAUACAUAGUGAGUGAGUGAUUCCACCCUUGUUUAUAGAUCUACCUUCUGGAGCCUGACAGAACAUUAAAACAUAACUUUUGUGUCUCACGUGAGUUUUGUCCAGGCAAAUCAUGCUUACUUCCUUCAGUCAUCAUAUGAUAUAUCCAAUUUAAUCCUAAGUAGUUUAGUUGCAUUUUCAAAAGAAAAAUGUUAAACCCAAUAAAUUUAAAUUUGGGCCUCACAAAUAUCUAGGCUUAUUUACCUAGUUCUGCUUUGUCUCUCCUUAGAAUAUACAACUUGGCUUUUGUAAUUCUUUAGAAUUUACCAUACUUCAGAUUAUUAUAGAAAUUUUAGGGAUCAUUCCAUUGAAGAAACUGGCCCUUUUCAGUUUCCAGAUAAAAUGAACAAACCUAGAGAAGUUGUGUAUGGCAGUCAGAACUAGAAUUCAGGUCUCCUGACUGGAUGUCCUAGCAUUCUCUCCCAUAAAUCAUAUUUACCUCUGAAAACAGGUUCUCCAAAAACUCCAUAUUGUUAUUUUCAGAAAGACUGUCAUAGUAGCAAGUCAGAAAUUAGAUUUAUCAUUGAAAAGCUUAGAAAUGAUAGGUAACUUAGUGAGAAUAUUUUAUGUGAGAGACUGCUUCAAUUUAAAAAAAAAAUUUUUUUUUUUUUUUUUGAGACAAGAGUCCCUAAAGACCCACAUUUGAAGUACAGGUCAUUUGCAAGCCACCAGGGAACUUUAAUCUACUUCAUAUGGCAGACUUGCAUAGUUUACUUCUCUAAGACAGUCUGGAACAGCCUCUUCUCUUCCUAGGGUCUUAACUAUUCUGAUGCCCAAUUUAGUGCAGACACCUGAUCUAUAUUAAGCCUUGCAGUAGAGAUCUUCCAACCUCAACCUCUCAGCAGACAAUGCAGGCAUUUGCCACCAUACUCAACCUUUGUUUAAAUCUUAAUUUUUUUUUUUUUUUACUUUGUAUACUUUUUUUUUUUAAGUA